AUGCCGAAAAACCGCCCUGCCACAUCGGGCUACGCCCGUCUCGCUCAAGAGGAGGAGGAACGCGGCUACCUCCACGAUGACUCGGAAGACGAUGACAUUGCCGUCGCAUCAUCGACCGUCUCGACGUCCGCCCCUCGUUAUGCCCCCAUCUCCUCCCGAGCCCAGAUGCAGGCGUCCGGUCUUUCUACGCCCCCCGGCCAUCGACGCAGACACAGUGGAUAUCAACGGCGCGGCCGCCGAAAUUCCGGGGUCGAUAUAAAGGCAAUUAAUGCACGUCUGGAACGGUGGGCGGAGGAGAUUGCCGCCAAGUUCAAGAUCAACCGCGUUAAGGGCAAGACCUACGAGGAAGAAAAGCUCGAAAUCUACCACUCCGUCUUUCAGGCCCCGCCCGGGGUUCAGCCAGUGACCGCAGAAGUCCUGGAGUCGGAUGAAUUUGAGGGUCAACAGCGAACAGCGCGAGCUGAGUUCGAGGAAAUCAUCGAGAGUGUCCGUUUGGCAAUUGAGAUGGACAUUCACCCACGGAUGAUUGCACAAGGAAGUUCGGGCAGUUACUUUGCCCGUAACACCGAAGGCAAGGUCGUGGGUGUGUUCAAACCUAAAGACGAGGAGCCCUAUGCCUCCCGAAACCCCAAAUGGACCAAGUGGAUUCACCGGAACUUGUUCCCUUGCUUCUUCGGCAGAGCCUGCCUCAUUCCCAACCUUUCCUACGUCUCCGAAGCCGCCGCCUACGUCCUCGAUGCCCGUCUACGAACGAACAUGGUCCCGUACACCGAUAUCGUUUACCUAUCAUCCAAAUCCUUCUUCUACGACUUCUGGGACCGGCGCAAGGCGUGGAAGGGGAAGAAAACGUUGCCCCCUAAGGCAGGUAGCUUCCAGGUGUUCCUCAAAGGAUACAAGGAUGCCAAUAUUUUCCUUCGUGAACAUCCGUGGCCGGAUCAGACCAAUUCUGGAUUCCGUGCCCAGGAUGCUCCGAAGCGCAAGAAGCGGCCUUGGAACGAAGCAUGCCGCCCAUCAGGCGUGCAAUCCGACGAUGAGGAUGAAGAUAUGCCAUCGCCAAACCCUCGCGACGAAAGCCGCGAGCGGCGGUUCAACUGGACUGAAAACCUGAAACAGUCAUUCCGCGAAGAGUUGGAAAAGUUGGUCAUUUUGGACUACAUAAUGCGCAAUACGGACCGUGGAUUGGAUAAUUGGAUGGUCAAGAUUGACUGGGGCGCCGAGCAAGUUUCUAUCGUAGCGGAUCCCCCGAAAACUACCGAGCCAACGCCCAAACAUGACGAGGACGAACUCAUGCCUCCGCCUCGCCCGGUUUCUGUGAACUCAAAUGGCUCUCAUCCCUAUAAGCGCCAGGAGACGAUGAUAGCAGUGAGUCGCACGGGAACACCUUUGGCAUCAUCGGAGCAGCAAGCCUCGGUUCAAGUGGGUGCUAUCGACAACAGUUUGUCGUGGCCAUGGAAGCACCCGGAUGCUUGGCGAAGCUUCCCCUUUGGAUGGCUCUUCCUGCCGGUUUCCUUGAUCGGCCAACCCUUCUCGCAAAAGACCCGUGACCAUUUCCUCCCUCUGUUGACGUCUACUGCGUGGUGGAGCGGAACACAAAUGGCUCUGCGCCAGGUGUUCGCUCAAGACGAUGACUUCAAAGAAGGCAUGUUUGCACGACAAAUCGCGGUGAUGAAGGGCCAAGCCUGGAACGUUGUCGAAACUUUGAAACAACCGGACCAUGGCCCGCUUGAAUUGACCCGAAGGACACGGGUUUGCGUAUGGGACGACUUAGUCGAUGUGCCCGUUGCCAUCCCGAUGCGAGCCCCAUCCAUGGACGCGCAAAGACGCCAGGCCACGAAUUACGACUAUGACGAAGAGGAAGAAAUGGAUAUUGGUGCGGCCAAUUCUUCUAACGCCCCGAACGAUCAUGACCUUUUGGGUCUAGAUUCGGCCCCGAUUGAUCUCCCCAACCCGAAUCGCUUCGAGCUCAACCGUAAUCGCCCAGACGGAGACUCGGUUGGCAGUCCUGCGGCUUUGAAUGACGGCGAUCUUGCUCGUCGGAAUGGCGAUGGCGCCUACGCCAGAUCAUUGGAUGGGUGGCCCUCGCUCCCUCCUCGACCCAACAAGCAUCGCAAGCAGGGCGGCUCCGUGUCUUUCCGUGUGCCUCAUGUCAAUACCUUUGGCAGCGAUGAUCUUGAGGGUGACCUCGGAUACGCUGCCGCCGAGGGCAUGGAAGGCAACCAGCGCAAAGUUAUUGUUGAGCGCUUAGAAGCCGUCAAGAGCAAAAAUCCCGUCUUCACCUGGUGCUAA
Messenger RNA from Penicillium canariense, 2286 nucleotides. RefSeq names its product 1-phosphatidylinositol 4-kinase LSB6. Gene Ontology annotation, molecular function: 1-phosphatidylinositol 4-kinase activity. The record is from RefSeq and is a predicted model, not a curated record. Gene Ontology annotation, biological process: Golgi organization; phosphatidylinositol phosphate biosynthetic process; endosome organization. Bases 1 to 2286 code for a protein of 761 amino acids. The transcript is spliced from 2 exons. Lineage: Eukaryota; Fungi; Ascomycota; Eurotiomycetes; Eurotiales; Aspergillaceae. Gene Ontology annotation, cellular component: lysosomal membrane; endosome; trans-Golgi network.